CUGAUGAAAGGGCACUUCUUCGCUCUGGUUUCUUCAUCCCUAACACUAACAAAAUAACACAAGAUGUGAAUCAAUUUUUAAUCAACAACACAAAUACUAUCAAUUCUAUUGCGCUUGAUUGUGAAUCAAGAUGGUAUGUAUAGGUUGUGUGGUUGAAUAUACAAUAUGGUUUCUGAUUAGGAAGAAGAUUCGACAAUGGGAAGAUUGGUGGCAUUGAUAUAAUUUAUGUGAUGACUGGGAAGCAAAUUGCAAGAUUCCAUUCGUCACUCUCUUUACUUUUUUUUUAUAUAUACAGUUUAAAAUUACCUUAAUUGCCUUUUUAUCAUUCUUUCUAAAUUCUAAAUUCCUAAUUAAUAUGCAUGGUUAAUAAAGUUUAACUAAAGCAAUGUAAACUGGAUCAAAUCUAAACCUUCCACCAAAUAUAUAAUCUGUUGAUUUCUUUACAUUUUCUGUCAAUUUUCUCCAAUCUCUUACAAUUGUUAGGGUAAAUUUAGUUAAAUGCAGGCAUAACAGUACAAAUACUUGCUGGUACAUUUGAAAUUGAAGGAAUAGUUCAUUACGGAACAGCAGAAAGUGUUAAUGCUUCAUUACCUAUUGCUGAUGUGAGUGUUCCAACUACGUUGCCUUUACGAGUUCUUGGAAAUGGAAGGAGUUCAAGUCAGGGACAGGGAAAUUGCCAGAACUAAAAUUUGGAGACUUUGAUUUUCCAGGAAAAGGAGAAAAUUUAUUAGCAAAGAUAGAAUUCACACCAACACAGGUUUUUUCGAUUGGAAAAUCAAUGGAGGAGAUGUUUUGGCUUCCAAUAAACUCAAAAUGGUUUAACAUUGCUUCUCAACUUCAGGAAAUAAAUUUAGAACGAUGUGUAAACGACACCUAUUGUUUGGCAGAAGCACCAAAAGUAGUGUUUGGAUUAAGAGGCUGCACUGCUGAUAUAUUCGUUGACAAUGCAGGGUACAGAGAUUUUCUUUUCAAACAAUUCAGUGUCUCAACAGUAGAUGAAGAGAGUGCAGCUAUCGUCAUGGCUUCUCUGUCAAAUGGAGUGCCUUGUGUUGUGUUUCGCGGGGUAUCGGAUUUAGCUGGUGGAGAACUAAAGCUGGCUGAGACGAGCUUCAGUCCUCUGGCUUCUGUCAAUGCUCUUAUUGCUGCAGUUGAGUUUAUAAAAUUAUCAGGUAAUAAGGUUAAGACUAAUACAUAUGCGGUGCAGGAAAAUUGAAAAUAUAAACUCCAUCAACCCCUUUUCUUACCUUUUCUUUGCUAAUGAUUAAUUAGACUGCUUGUACUCUCUAAUUUAUAAUCCUGUAGCAAAUUAUAAACUAGGGUUUUAUUGAGGUUGCAAUAAUAUAUUAUUCUUAUUGUUACUAUGAAACAAAAUAUUAUUGACGAAUCAACUCCUCUCGCCUGCCUCUUCAAUUUGAUGGCUUCAAUCAUGAUUAUUAUUGACGGAAUCGGAAAUUCCCAAAAGGUGGCCGGCCGAUUUCCGGUCAAUCGAUAAAUGCCCAUGCUAAAAUAACAUCACAUUCGUUAUACUUGCUCUGAGACGAACUUUCUGAUGUAUGAUUUGCUAAAUUUGGGUGUAGUUGACUUUUCUCGCCCACCGUGAACGGCGGCCGACAGCUAUUUUCCGAUCAGAUUCAGAAUAUGUAAUUAGUGUUGCGAUCAGAUAGUAAUUGACCCUUGAUUUAAUAAUUGAUGCAAAUUGAAAAAUUAGAUUGUGGAGCCGAAAUUCAUAGAAAAUGAAGUUAUCGGGACUUUUCCGACCUUAGAACAGCUUGAGUUAGUUAUUUGUAAAGUAAACGGAUUGUGAUGGCAGUGAAUAGUUAAUUACCGUUAAA
This is a messenger RNA of Jatropha curcas, 1832 nucleotides long. The record is from RefSeq and is a predicted model, not a curated record. Lineage: Eukaryota; Viridiplantae; Streptophyta; Magnoliopsida; Malpighiales; Euphorbiaceae.